Rhincodon typus (whale shark) is the source of this 1904-nucleotide messenger RNA. RefSeq names its product programmed cell death 6-interacting protein. Gene Ontology annotation, biological process: mitotic cytokinesis. The coding region runs from base 705 to 1904 and encodes 399 amino acids. Gene Ontology annotation, cellular component: endosome. The record is from RefSeq and is a predicted model, not a curated record. The transcript is spliced from 9 exons. NCBI's taxonomy places the organism in Eukaryota, Metazoa, Chordata, Chondrichthyes, Orectolobiformes, Rhincodontidae.
GUAUAUAUCGCUAAGGAUAUUUAUAUGUAUAUCUCUGACUGAAAUACCAUUGUGAAACGUACAACUUUUUAAAAUUUUCAAAUGUUUUAACGCUAUGGCGUUCAGUCAUGAAAUGGUCCAGCACAAAAUCCUGAUAUAGUUUUAAAACGGUGGGUCAAAGAGCACAGAGCACCUGAUCGCAGUUUUUGUGGCAUUGACAAGAAGGGCCAGUUCAAGAGAGGUAAAACUUCUUUGCGCAGACUUGUGAAGCUCUUUUGUCAGGUUUGUGAUGAAACAGAAACGUGAUUUUUAAAAACUCAUUCAGGAAACUUCAAACAAACCUGAAGAUUUUGAAUACCUGCAUCGGGUCGUAUGAUCGGUUUCUAUGUCAUAAAAUAUAGUGAUUACAUUUUGCCAGAGUUUUGUUCCGUCUCCUCUCGAUUAGCCACACUCCUCUUUCCUCAGCUACCCUUCAAUAUCAGACCUUUGUCCAAGCAAGUCUUGUGAAGAACAUUCUAAAUGUGUUCAAGAAACAUUAGCAUUUCAUAUUUCGAUUUGCGUAAGUGGCUCCAAAAAAAUACAAACACAGCCCUGUAACUCAUCACCUUGCACUUCCUGCCCACACACUGGCAGUGCAAGGGGAACGAGCUAACGUCAUCCCGGAAGUAAUUCUUGGGGCGACGUUGAGAGCAGGGGGUUCUCCGCUUUCAACGGCUUCGGGGGCGAUGGCGACUACUUUCGUCUCGGUGCCUUUGAAGAAAUCGUCCGAAGUGGACCUUGCGAAGCCGCUUUCCAAGUUUAUCCACGCCACUUACUCGAGUGGGGAAUCACAGGCCGAGUACAUCAAGGCGGCUGAAGAGCUGAACAACCUUCGGAAAAGUGCAGUCUGUAGGGCGCUCGACAAACACGACAGUUCUCUGGAGAUUUUGUUGAGGUAUUAUGAUCAACUGUGUGCCCUUGAGCCCAAGUUUCCAUUCUCAGAAAAUCAGCUAUGCUUAACAUUCACCUGGAAAGAUGCGUUUGAUAAAGGGUCGCUGUUUGGAGGAUCUGUUAAACUUUCCUUUGCGAGUUUGGGAUUUGAAAAGACCUGUGUUUUGUUCAAUAUUGGAGCUCUUGCCAGCCAAAUUGCAUCAGAACAGAAUCUUGAAAAUGAUGAAGGGUUGAAAGCAGCAGCUAAGUAUUACCAGCUUGCCAGUGGAGUUUUCCAGCACAUCAAGGAUACUGUAUUAUCAACAAUGAAUCGAGAGCUCACGAUGGAUACCUCUCCAGAUACAGUUGGGACCCUCAGCCUAAUUAUGUUGGCUCAAGCACAGGAGGUAUUUUUCCUCAAAGCAGCAGCUGAUAAAAUGAAAGAUGCAGUUAUAGCUAAGCUUGCCAAUCAAGCUGCUGAUUACUAUGGAGAUGCCUUCAAACAGUGCCAGUUUAAGGAAAAUUUGCCCAAGUAUUUUUAUUUCCAGGAGGUGCUACCUGUUCUUGCUGCAAAACAUUGCAUGAUGCAGGCCAAUGCAGAGUAUCAUCAAUCCGUUCUUGCUAAACAACAGAAGAAGUUUGGUGAGGAGAUUUCCAGAUUACAGCACGCAUCUGACUUAGUGAAGACAGUUGGCUCUCGGUAUGAUGAGUAUAUCAAUGUGAAGGACCUAUCGGACAAAAUUGCUCGUGCCUUAACUGCAGCAAAAAAGGAUAAUGAUUUCAUUUACCAUGACCGUGUUCCAGAUGUUAAAGACUUGGAACCUGUAGGAAAAGCCACAUUGGUGAAGCCUACUCCUGUCAGUGUCCCCAUGAGUCAGAAAUUCACUGAUCUCUUUGUGAAGAUGGUUCCUUUAGCAGUGCAGCAAGCCCUGAGUGCAUAUAAUCAGCGAAGGGCCGACUUAGUGAACCGACUAAUAGCGCAGAUGAGAGAAUCCAGCAAUCUAGCCAAUGGGUAA